Molecule: messenger RNA, 449 nt
Organism: Aspergillus brunneoviolaceus CBS 621.78
Lineage: Eukaryota; Fungi; Ascomycota; Eurotiomycetes; Eurotiales; Aspergillaceae
Exons: 1
Coding region: 119-409 (96 amino acids)
Source: RefSeq, a predicted model, not a curated record
AAAUCCAGACCUAGUCGCCAAUGGCUGAAAAUCGCUCAACCCAGUGCUACUGGAAGGUCCGUGACCAGGUGUUGGGGUUGGCAGUGGGCACUAGGCAGACCACUUUUCGAAGUUGAUAAUGCCGGGUGGCUUUUUUUUGAUUGAGGGCAUUGCAAGCCUUCUGCCAAUGCUACCUUGGUGUGCUUUAUCUACUACAGCAUACCAGGCUGCAUGCUCCGUCUGCAAUGACUCCCUGUCUCAAUGCAAUCCCACCACCUUCAGAAUUUCAGUGAAGCAAAAUUGCUGCUCAACGGCCAUUGUCCUCCGAGGUGUGGACGAAGGUAUGGCGAAGAUUCGUGUACUGCUUGUCUCAUCGGUUGUGGUGUGUUGUGAUCCCGCACCCUCAUGGCGAGAGAUAAGCCGUCCCUAGAAAUCCGAGGGAUGAGACUAGCUCGGCCACCGCGCCCAAG